AUGAGGUCUUCCCAACAUGGCCUCGCGUGCCCGCCUGCUACAGCAACCGAAACCAAGGCAGCGGUCAAGAGUGGAAUGGCGGUCACCAGCGACCGUGCCGCCGCGCCUUGCCGCAGACGUAGGGAAAGCCGCAGGAUGCAGCACUCGAGCAUGACGCUGGGCUUAUGUGCUCUCCUGAGGCCUCGGAGGGGCAGCGCCUGGGGAGGAGGGCACGUGGUUGUCGAGGGUUGGAGGCACCCGGUUGGACCGUUCAUUCAGCCCCAGCGACAGCAGCAGCAGAAGGUCCUCGAUGAUUCCUUGCGGCACCGGUUUGACGCCACGUUCUCGCGGCACAGCAGCGGCGGGUGCCCCAGAAGAGGCAACAGGAGGCCUCGCGUGUUGAUGUCUUCAGUCGCAGCAAGCGAUAGCGGCAGCAACAGCGGCGGCAGCAUGAACACGGCUGCUGCUGCUGCAUCGUCACCGUUUCCGGAAGGAGAAGACGCCGCCGCCCUACCCAGGCCGCUGCCGCCUUUGCUACCGCCGGCACCGUCUACAGGCCAGUUGAACGGUGGCGUUAGUACCACCUCUGCUGCUACGCUUUCGGAGGCGGCGAGAUCAAGCGAGGCGAACAACAUCAACACCAGCAGUGCAAGCGAAGCUCAGGGAAGGAGGCGAGCAAGAGGCCCUCCGCAGCGACGGGAGGAGAACCAGAAGGAAGACAAGGACGUAUGCCAGGAGAAUCAGUGGGGGGUAUCCACCUCGCAGCUGGAGCAGCAGCAGCAGCAGCAGCAGCAGCAGCAGCAGGCGAAGGCGCAGGAGAUGAGACAGCUCGGCAAGAAGGGAAAGUGGAGAGAGGCCCUUGAGGUGUUGAGGUCCAUCCCCGGGCCCAGCAGGCAGAAGCAGGAGUAUGUCGCGGCUAUUGCGGCUUGUGACUUUGCCCGAGAGCCGCGUCAAGCGCUGCGCGUUCACGGGUUGAUGGUGCAGCAAGGGCUGGAACCUACCCCGGAGAGCGUGCUGCUUGUCGUACGAGGGCUUCUUCAAGCGGGCGACGCCACCACCGCCCUCCGGGUGUUCCGCAGCAGCGGCGUUGGCAUUCGAGGUCGUCCCUACAAGGCUGGGAGGACGGCCGAUGACUCUGCGUCGACAAUGAACGCGCUGUACGCGGUGGUCAUUCGUGCGGCGCAGAAGGCCGGUGAUUGGAGGCUAGCUGUGGUGCUCUAUCGAGAGAUGGAGGCCGUGAAGCCCGGCCCGUCUGCCGCGACGGCAACGGCGGUGUUCCUCGCGUGCUAUGCCGAGCAAGAGUACGCGGCGGCGGCAUCGUUCGCGUCAGACGCAUUGCGACCACCUUGGGAGGAGGUCACGCGUCGGCGUGUGCUGAUGAACAAGAUCAUCGUAGCGUGCGGGAGGGCUGGACCCGACAACUAUCAGCAGGCGCUGGACACCUUCGAAGACCUCGACCGCACGAUCGGCGCGGACGGGUACACCCUUACCGCCGUCAUAGACGUCCUCCGUCGGGUGGGAGAUUGGCGCCGAGCCCUCGCCCUCCUCGACCGCCUCACCGAACUCGGCGUCACCGCGAACCGGGGUCUCCGGACCUCCGUGAACGCGGUGCUGUCGGCCAUGGGGCCGGACAACUACCGCCGCGCGCGGGAGCUCGUGGAGAAGGCGACGGUGGAGUGGGGGGUGGACGGCGACGUCGUGACGUACGGCACUCUCCUGCUGCUCGCUAGCGCGCGAUUGCCCCCGCCGGCCCCGCUAGGGGCAACGGGGACUCCGUCGCUGGCACCGGCAGCGGCAGCGGCGGCGGCGGUGCCACCAGGGUCGGCUUAUCCGGCGGAUGGGCCGUUCGGGGGGGAAGGGGGGCAGGAAGAAGAGAGCGGGCAGUGGGAGACGGUCAACGUCUUCCGGUGGGCGGUGGCUGCCAAGGAGGUGCCCUCCGAGGCCUGCCUGGACAUGGUCAUGUUUGGGUUGGCGAGGGACGGGUUGUGGGAGGAGGCGACGGCGUUCGUUGAGGCUAUUGGGCAGGCUGGCCUCAAGCGAGAGGCGCUACUGUCUGCCCUCUCGAACGGCGAACAAUGGGCUGGCGUCGUUGCCCUGGUGAAGUCGAUGCUGGUAGAUUUGGAAGUCGUCGACAAUGCGACGGUGGGGUUAGCGAUGAAGGCCUACGCCAAGCUCGGCCUAGAGACGCACUGGAGAUCGGCGUUGUCUGUGAUAAAGCAGGCCCAACGCGCCUCCAGAGGACGCUCGCGCGUGGUAGCUGCGGACGUGUUGGAUGGUUCGGCGUGGAGGUGCUUGCUGGCCGGUUUGGCUAGCGAGGGUCUGCACGAAGAGGCCGGUGUGGUGAUGCAGGCGAUGGCGGAGGCAAGGGUCAGGGUAGACAAGGACUCCACCGCGGCUGUGGUUCUGGCGGCCUACAAGGCGGGGGAUCACGCCGCCGCCAUCGCAUGGGUCGAUCGCCUAGACCGCGCGGGCCUGCCCGUUUCCCGCAACGGUUACACGGCGGGGGUGAACGCCUGCUGCGCUCUCGGGAAACCCGAUGCCGCGAUCAGCAUCCUGGGGAUGAUGCUGGAAGGGCGGCUGGUUCCAACCGCGUCCGUGUACAACGCGGUUUUGGAGUCGAUCUGUCCCGCCUCCGAAGGGGGCUACUCCGCCCGCGUACGCUUGCGGGAUAGCAGUCCGGCGUUGUCGGGUGGGAGACUAACCGAAGAGGCCGAUGGUAGUGGAGGCGAGGAGGAAUUGAACGGCCUUUUUCGUGCGAGGGAGAGAAGGGAGGACGGGGAACGGGACGAGCCGGCGGGGCUUAUUCGAGACACGACGGCAGCGGCGAAAGCCGACAGAGCGUUGUCGUUGUUCGAGGAGAUGUGGGCGAGGGAGGUGCCAAUGAAUGGAGUCACGUACGCGAUAGUCAUCUGCGCGCUGCUAAGGGCAGAGCGAGAAGACCAAGUGUUGAGGUUGUGGACACUGGCGUGGAGCGACCCCCGCACGAAGAAGCUGCGAACAGACAUGUCGAACCGAGCUCUCGGCAUAUGCAAGGAUCAGAGACGGGGCGCCCUCGCCGUCCGGCUGCUGCAGCUUGGCGCACGGCUCUCACCGAAGGGCCUGAACGACGUGGCGUGGCCGGGACCAGGGCCGUACUGGGUUGCUAUGGAAGCGUGCGAGCGAGAGGGGGCAACCGCUUGGCGCGACGCUCUCGCUCUCGUCGACAAGCGGAACCGCAGCCCCCUCCCUCCCGACGAUUCAUUCUCGGAGGCCGGCGCCGGCUUGUUGCAGCAGGCCGCCGCCUUGGGGGUUAGCGAUGCCGUCCAGGCCGCCUCGACAAGGGUAUGGGAAAAGCGGGAGAAGAAGAGUAACAGCAGCGGAGGGGGCGGGGGCAGGCGAGUUGGGAGGUUCAGAGCGGCGGCGGCGGCGGCGGCGGCUGCUGCUAGUGCAGCGGUGGACCAGCGGGCUACGAGCGCUGACUGACGGGGGCGAGGGCGGGAAAUCCUCAGCGAACCCGCUAGGAAACUCCUGAGGCUUUGAGCUGUGCAUUGCACGGCAACGAGGUUCUGAAUUGUCCGUCGACCCUACGCACUUAGGGACCGGUCACGACGGUUACGAUUCGAAAAGGCUGAGAGGGACUGUCUUGCCGCAGUGCAUGUUAUUCGGCAAUCGGCGCCCUUGUCUUUUGAGAGGAUGCGGUGGUGCGCGGGGAGCCGAGGCACGCAUUGUGCAAUUCCAUAAACCAAUGGGUUACCUGAAGCUAGCCAGUUGCUGUGGGAUUCUCUCGCCGCGUGCGUGCGGUAGAAAAGAAUUAUUUCCCCUGUGCGCGUUUUUGUCGGUACGUGAUUCGUAUGGACAUGCUUCGAUUUUGAGGCGGUGAGGUGUUGGUGUACAUCGGGUAUCAGGAAUGAGACGACGGAAACUAACUCCCGGUUCUGAUUGGUUGGACAUGGAAUAGUGGUGGUUCUUCUUCACUCGAUCGAGCGUGUUGCGUGGUCUGGAUCUGUUCCGAGUUUUCCCACCUGUUUUUUUUGCGGGAAAAUGCCAGUCAGUAGAGUUAGAGACUGCGGCGGCGCAUGACGCAGGUGCUGAGCUGUGCAUUCGAGAGUGUACUUGAAUUUGAAACCAUGUGUAUUUGCCGACGUUUAUUUAUCCCUGGUAUCGAACGUUUUUGGUGGUUGGUGUGAGGCGAAACAGAGAAGAGGUGGGUCGUUCGCCAUCGGCAUACUGCGGAAAAGGGGGUAACAAGGUCCCUCUUUUCGACGACGUGCAAGGAUCCCACGAAGUGCAGGGGCAGGGGAUUGUCACGAGAUCUGAGCGUAGUCAUUGUGCAAGCGAAGCGAAAACCUGAGUGGGGGAAGCGCUUUGUCGGCCCGGUGUGCUGCUACCUGCUCAAGGCUGGCCUCACGCAGUGUAAAAGAGUAGGGACAAGUUCCAUGCCCCUCCGUUCAGAUCAACGUUGAAGGGGCACCCAAAUCCC
This is a messenger RNA of Ectocarpus sp. CCAP 1310/34, 4438 nucleotides long. The record is from the annotation of a GenBank genome assembly. NCBI's taxonomy places the organism in Eukaryota, Phaeophyceae, Ectocarpales, Ectocarpaceae.